Saprolegnia diclina VS20 is the source of this 909-nucleotide messenger RNA. RefSeq lists its product as hypothetical. The record is from RefSeq and is a predicted model, not a curated record. The transcript has 5 exons. Lineage: Eukaryota; Oomycota; Saprolegniomycetes; Saprolegniales; Saprolegniaceae. The coding region runs from base 36 to 800 and encodes 254 amino acids.
UUGGACAGGCACAUUCCGUGGAUUAAGAUCUGAGUAUGGAGCCGACGGACGAUGCGGUCUACGCCUUUGAGGCGCUGCCGACCGCGCUGCCGCAAUGGACAUCUACCGACGUCAAGGCCAAGCUCAUGCAAUGGAACUUGGAUGAACACGGCUGCGUCGGGCGCUUCCGGCCCAGCUGUCCCUUUGACCCAAGAGACGACGCGGCGUUCCUCCGCUGCUUCUUCGAAAGUCAAGUUGUACGCGACCAUCUCUCUCUGCCCGCCUCGACACCCACGACCUUGGACGGUCUCUUGUUCGAGCGACUCGCUACGACCGUCACGAGCAUGGCCUUUUUCGAUAAGCUUGCGAACGAACCUGACCUGGUGUCCAGCGGCGGCUACCUGCGCAAGUGCUAUGACGAGGUGUACGAGCACUGCACUGUGAGUGACGGCGUCCGCGAAAUGAUGGCCAACGGCGACUCGGAGCACGCGCACUUGUUUACGGCGGCCGAGCAGCGCGAACUCAUCUUCCAGAUUUUCAAGCGUCUCGUCAUCGGUGGCGCCAUGUGCCAAUCAGACGAGACGAUUCAGCCGUACCUCGACAUUACGAAAGCCAUUUACAAGGCGCUCGCUGCGGUGCGCAAGGGGCCGCAGGGCGACGUGCACGUCUACUCACAUGUCUACCUCUUCACGGACAAGAGCACUCGCAAGGGCGGGUCGCUCUUCCAAAAACUGUCGCCAUUCAAUGCGUGCUUUGUCGCGGUCGAUCCCAAAAAGCAAGCGGUUCAGUGCUGGUACGUCCCCUACGUCCCCUUUUGGUGAUGGGCAAAAGCACAACUACAAAUGAACUUGACAAUCCAACUGGAUGUCUAUACUGUGCUUGUAAUAAAAUGCACGAAGUCGUCAUACGACGUCAUCGGCGCCGACGCAA